Eruca vesicaria subsp. sativa (arugula) is the source of this 585-nucleotide messenger RNA. The record is from the annotation of a GenBank genome assembly. NCBI's taxonomy places the organism in Eukaryota, Viridiplantae, Streptophyta, Magnoliopsida, Brassicales, Brassicaceae.
GAAGAUGGAUGGGUGGUUUGUAGAGUAUUCAUGAAGAAGAAUUUGUUCAAGGUAGUGAUUGACGGUGGUUCAAGCAUUAACUCAGCGGCCCAAUACAACCAUGAAGCGUCCAACAACAACAACUCGCUCCAAGCUCGUAGCUUUAUGCACCGAGACAGUCCUUACCAGCUAGUACGUAACCACGGAGCAACCACAUUCGAACUCAACAAGCCUAACCUUGCUCUUCAUCAGUACCCACCAAUCUUCCACAAGCCACCUUCCCUUGAAUUUGACUACUCUUCAGGACUUCAAAGGGAUUGCGAGAGUGUUGCUAGUGAUGGGUUACCAUAUCAGCAAGCUUGUGAGCCGGGUUUAGAGGUUGGCACGUGCGAGACCGUGUCGAAUCAUAACCAUCAACAAGGUUUAGGUGAAUGGUCAAUGAUGGAUAGGCUUGAGACUUGUCAUAUGGAAAAUGAAGAUUCCUCUAGAGGGAUUAGGUUUGAGGAUGGUAACAACAAUUCGUCGGCUGUUAUCCAGCCUAAUCCUGCUGCGUCGAACCAGCUUUCGUUGCGCAGUGAAAUGGAUUUCUGGGGUUAUUCUAAAUAA